GCAGGCGCACACCGAUAGUCAGUUCCGGAACAAGCGCUGCGUUUCUCAAGGGAAACUUCUGAGGAUUCCCGGAGUGAUAAUGGCUACCUACAGCCUGGCGAACGAGCGACUACGCGCCCUGGAAGACAUCGAACGGGAAAUCGGCGCCAUCCUUCAGAAUGCAGGUUUGGGAUGCGACAACCCGGACGGCGGGGAGCGAAAACGAGGCCGAGCUGCACCCACAGGCUGACCGGGAACUUGCAGCAGGGUUGGGGAGGGAAUUCUCCUACGUGCGUGCGCAGCUAAAGGGCGGGACUGAGAAGGGCUGGCCCUGGGGCGGGGCUACACUGGCUGUCUCCGGGUGUCCUCGCCCCCUCUCCGCCCUGGCAGGUACAGUGAUCCUAGAGUUGUCCAAGGAAAAAACCAACGAGCGGCUUCUAGACCGGCAGGCGGCGGCCUUCACCGCUUCAGUGCAACACGUGGAGGCGGAGCUGUCAGCUCAGAUUCGCUACCUCACCCAGGUACCAUGUUUUGGGGUGUCGUGUUCUGAGCUCCAACGGAGGGAAGAGGAGUGAGUCAGGGAGAAUAUCAAGCUGAAAGCCAGAAGAGGAAGACGGUGACAGAGAGAAAAGGUAGGGAACAAGGAAGUGAGCCAACCACGAGACAAGUGUGUAUCAUAAACCGGGAAGUCAGGAGACCAAGGCUGGAGUCCUGGCUCUGCUGUAAAGUAGCUGUGUAACCUCAAGUAGCUUUGAAGCCUCCAGCAGCUGUGUAACCUCGCCCCUUGUCUCCCACUUCUCUGGAACUUAUUUCUUCUAGCUAUAAAAUGAGGAUAAUUGUAGUACCAAGGGCCAGGGUAGCUGGGAGGAUUAAAGGAAAUCAUACAGGUCUGGGCAGACUUAAAGGCAGUAUAGGUGAUGCUGAUGCUACAAAAGUUUAACUAGCUCAUGGAAGAACCCUUGGCAUUUUAAUGGUUGUAUAUUUAUUUUAGGAGAAAAAUACAACCAGUGCAUUAAACUUGUGACUUCACAGAGGUUAUUGCUUAGGAUAAUUUGCUAUUUAAAUUUUCUUGUUUUUUUCUUUUUUUUCGUUGCCCUGGCUGGAGUGCAAUGGUGUGAUCUCAGCUCACUGCAACCUCUGUCUCCAGGGUUCAAGCGAUUCUCCUGCCUCAGCCUCCUGAAUAGCUGGGAUUACAGGCACGUGCCACCAUGCCCAGCUAAUUUUGUGUUUUUAGUAGAGACAAGGUUUCACCACAUUGGUCAGGCUGGGCUCCAACUCCUGACUUCAGGUGGUCCGCUGCCUUAGCCUCCCAAAGUGCUGGGAUUACAGGCAUGAGCCACCAUGCCCAACCUCUAUUUAAGUUUUCAAAACUGGUUUGUGCACACUUAAAAGUAAUUCAUUUCACCGUAUGUAAAUUUGAACUCAAAAGAAAAAAGAUUGUUAAAAUAUUGAACGCUACUUAAUAUACAUGCUGAGAUGUUUUGGGGUGAAGCACAAUGAUGCCUGCAACCUGCCUUGAAAUGCAUCAAGAAACAAGGUGAUUGAUGAUGGACAGAAGGAUGAAUAGAUGGAUAUGCAAUAAAGUGAAUGUCAUGUCAGUGCUCUAACACUGAUAUUGUAAAAUAUAUGUUCAUGUAAAUAUUUAAAAUAUAUAAAUACAAUUGUAGUAUCUAGGUGGAGGCAUUGAAUAUUCGCUGUGCCAUUCUUUCAACUUUUACAUAUGUCUGAAUUUUCAUAAAAGAUUGGAAAAGAAAACUAGUACUUUGAUUUCAAGAAAAAUAUUAAUAAAUAGACAAUAGCACACGUGGUAGAAUGAAUUGGCAAAAAUCAUGAAGGUGAUGGUGAAUGAUACCCUGUUUGGGAAAUAGGGACUAGAGUCUAAGUGCUUUGGACAGGAUCAGAAGAAGGUUCUAGGAAUGUUGCAGUCGCAGGGGAAAAGGCUCAGGUAAAGAAAACUGUCAGGUGGAAGCCGCUAAGCCAUGGGGGCAAAGCCUGAAGAGCAGCGGGGAAGUCUCACCUCUGCGAUCAAGGCAGUUCUUCAAUUCCUGUACCCUUGGGUCCUUGCUGCUCCCACACACGCUUCGGAGAGGCAGCUGGAACCUGCGGGGGAGCGACCUGGGCUCAGCUGCGGCUCCUCCUUUCCUUCCCCAGCUCCUUCCUCAUUCCAGAGGCGUGAAGUCGCCACCAAGAAAGAGCCCUUUCUCCUGGGACUGGGAAAUUCCCCUGUAGGUGCGUCGGAAUAAUGAAGUUUCGGGGAAUGGGAGCAAACAGAACCCGGAGAUGGGGCGAGCUGCGCCGGGAAGGAGUCCAGGUUUGACCGGAGAAGGUCCUGGAGGCACCUGGCAAGGAGGGACCUCGUAGGCGCUGCCGUCGCAGAGGCAGGUGAGAAAAUUACCUGAU
Messenger RNA from Callithrix jacchus (white-tufted-ear marmoset), 2379 nucleotides. Lineage: Eukaryota; Metazoa; Chordata; Mammalia; Primates; Cebidae. The record is from RefSeq and is a predicted model, not a curated record.